Anopheles darlingi is the source of this 690-nucleotide messenger RNA. RefSeq lists its product as uncharacterized. The record is from RefSeq and is a predicted model, not a curated record. NCBI's taxonomy places the organism in Eukaryota, Metazoa, Arthropoda, Insecta, Diptera, Culicidae. The transcript has 3 exons. Gene Ontology annotation, cellular component: extracellular region. The coding region runs from base 28 to 363 and encodes 111 amino acids.
ACCAAACUGGCAACUUCAACAGAGUGGAUGAAGAAGCUUCAUAUUUGUUGCAGCUUCAUUCCAAAGAAAAAGGAUAAUUAUUCAAAUGGAACAGUUGUGGAAGUGAGCAUUCCAAUCGGCUAUGCGAUGGAAAACCACACUGUAGUUGAGGAAACAACGAUCAAUCCCAUCAGUAAAAUCGAAAUACUACAUGAUGGAACAACGGUGAUCGUACACUACAACCAUAUAGGUAACGAGUCGAAAUGCUUCAACGUGUUUGCAUACAGAAGGUAUAAAAACCGAGUCAGACAUCCAUCAUACAUCAAGGUUCAAGACACCUAUCGACCAGAAUUAAAUGCAGUGAAGAUGUUCGAUUUCCAUUAGUGCGAAAUGAAAUCUGCCCCCGACUUGAAGUAACCUCUCAUCUAACAGCUACAUCAGGUUUUGUUCGCUAAGGCUUAAUUGGUUACAAUUCUUAAACAUACCAACCAAUGCUGAAGAUAUCUUGUUAACUUUACUUUAGUGCCAGAAAUCGUGAAGGAACGCUUUCUAAUAACAACUGUGUUAGCUGUGUCACCGAUGGACAAAGCUGGGCACUCGUAUGUAUCCUGGAAUACGCAUCAAUAAACGAAAGCAUUAGAGUCAUGCUGAAAAACAAACUAAAACUAACAAUGCUAGAUACUCUCAUUUAUCAUACUCGUUACACUUUAA